AUGAAAUUCGGAAAGUACUUGGCUUCUCGCCAACUCGAGCUUCCGGAGUACUCCGGUCAUUUCAUUGACUACAAAGCACUCAAAAAACUCAUAAAGCACUUGGGGAUGCCAGCAGCGUCAUUGGAUUUUAGUGAAACUCCAUCUACGCCUACACAGAGCCAAAUUCAAGCCAAACUAAAAGAGAACAAGGCCUCCUUUUUUUUCAAGGUAAAGCGUGAAUUGGACAAAGUCAACUCAUUUUACUUGGAAAAACAAGCCAAUCUCACUGUGAACUUGGACCUUCUCAUGAUGAAGAAAAAUGAGCUUCUAUCAAAAUCUGCACAGUUGGCAUUGCAAUCUUCAGAUCACUCGUCGCUCAACUUCAAAAACUCGAUUUUGUACUUGAAUCUCUACCAGAGCUUUAAGAAGAUACACCAGGAUUUGUCUCGUUUACAACAGUUCAUCGAGUUGAACGAGGCAGGGUUUCUGAAGGUGGUGAAAAAAUGGGAUAAACGCUCAAAAUCUCACACCAAAGAAUUGUUUAUCCAAACAGCUGUGAGCGUUCAACCAGUUUUCCACAAGAAUGAGAUCAAUGAGUUGUCUGACUUGGUGACACUGUCCUUGUUCGACUUGGAAAGCAUCAUGGACGGAGAUUACUCCGCAUUGAAAUCUGCCUCCAUCUCGGAACUUUCGAUGGCGUCGGCACUGACUAAUAGAACUGGUUCCAUCACUAAGUUGGAGCAAGAUGCAACCGUGGAGUCCACAAACCUGUCGUACCAUGGGCCUGGGCAAUUCAAUACCUCCCGUCAUAGUUCGUUGUCGGGAUUCUACCAUAACGAAAUUGAUGAUUUGUAUUCUAGUUUCGUCAACGUUGCCACUACGAAGAUUCCAGAUAUGUCUGUUCUUGAGCGAUGGUUCGCCAAGGUCGAAUCGUCUUCCGAAGACGGCUCAGGAAAGGAGAAAUUAUCCAAAAUAUUCAUACUCGCGAUCAGUAAUUUGAAGAUAUCUGAUGCAUUUUUGGAAGCUUUUCUAAACCAUGUUCACUAUGACAUUGACUUUACAAUUGAUACAAACGACCUCAACACCAAACCCAUCAUUCAUGAGUGCUGCUCUAUUCCCCCGGCCUCCUCCAUCGACGACAAUCUGCACGUUGUUAUCAAUAACGGGGUCAAAGUUGUCAAUUCUUCUGAUAGCAUCAGUCAUACCAGAGUUUUUAUUGUGAAACAUGUGAUAGAAAAUUCGUCUCCGUCUUCCCUCAAGGAUCUUCUCGCAGUCAAAGACUUUAACGGCCGGACUUGUCUACACUACGCAGCACAAAAUAAUAGGCAAGAUCUUUUGGAGAUCUUACUUCCACAUUUCCCUGUUUGUCACAUUGAUGAUCUUGAUAAGGAUUCAAUGUCUGCUUUGCUUUUGGCUAUCAGUUUUGACAACUUCGACAUGAUUACUACCCUUAUCAGCUAUGGCAGUAAUUGCUACCCUGAAACAAGCGAGUCCAAACUACAGUAUUUGCCAAUCAAUUAUGCGUGUAAAUUCGGCAACUACAAUACGUUGGAAUAUCUUUUGCGCUCAGGCAAUUCAACUCCCGAAAUGAUUAACCGUCAGGACGUUGAGGGAUUACUCCCACUUCAUGUGAUUGCUCGUUCGGGAAACUUUAAGCUUAUUAAAUUGUUGAUCCAAUACGGCGCAACCAUCAAUCACUUAGAUGGCUUGAAUAAGUGGCCUCCCAUAUUUUAUGCAGCUCUGGAAGGACAUGCCAAAACAACUCAUGAGUUGAUCAAAUUUGGUGCGAGACUAGACAUUGUUGAUGAAGAUGGGUACAAUGUUCUAUAUUACUGUGUUGUUGAAGGUCACAUUGAGGUUUUGAAUCAUUUACUCACUUACAAAAUGGAGUUUCCUCCAAGCAAUGACAACCCCAACAAGAGUGAUCAUGCCAGACAUGAAGAUACGUCAGUUUCUCUGUCUAUUGUACCACUGUCUAUUCUUGAUGAAGGAGAUGAUCUGGAAGAUAGCGGCGAUCCCGAUAAAAAUACAGAUGCAAUUCCGCAUCUUGAACUUCCCCCUCCAAUUUUGCCGCUCAGAAGAUAUGGACAUAGUUUUCUCGAGCAGAAGGUGCUUAUUGAGUUGAUUUUCCCCGUUGAUUCUCAUUAUAUUCAUCUUUUUGACUUGGGUACCGAAUUAAAGCCCGGGAGAAUCACGAUCUCUUCCAACUUAUCUGAUAUUGUUCCUAGAAACAUCCUUCUCCCCGCCUCUGAUGGUCAAAAAGGCACGACAAAUUGUAUGUUUCAAACUGACGUGGACUCGCUAAAUGGGUUUCGCAUUGAUUUUGAGAUUUUUCCCAAAUUCGGCACCCGCUUAAUCGCAAAAACAACGGCUUUGAAUUUCUCUCAAAUCGACACAUCCUCCCCUGAAAUUAACUCGAUCCUGUUGCCUCUUUUUGAUAUCCGUUUGCGAAACAUCGGAGAGUUGACAUUCAACUAUCAGAUUAUUUUCCCAUUUUCAGGAACACUUUUAGAAACCACCAAAUAUGAUACUUACUGGAAGUCUUCUGCAUCAUUUGUUAAGCGUCUGCCGGGCGUUAACGGGAAUGCUGCCGGAAGUUUAUCCCCAAACAACUUCUUGUCUCCCAACAGCAUUAACGCGAACAGAAUCGGCUCGACACCGUUGAAGCCAAAGCUCAUCGAUGUACAACCACCAGUGACUUUCCUGAAUUCCAACAUUCUGAACUCGUCAUUCGUGACUGCAACUUCUCUUAGCGGCGAAUACUUGAGGGUAAAAGUUUGCCUCUUGAACGAUGGCACACCAGUAAUAUGUCCACACUGGGCUAUAGCAGUUACAGACAAUAUUGAACUAUAUUUGCCUAAUCUCUCAUUGAAACAACUCAUUUCGAUGACCACAAGUCUCUUUGAUUAUGACAAAGUGUUGCAAGACUUGUCGCGAAUGAAAUCGAAAGAUUUACUUUUUGUCAAAAAGUUGUUGAAGAUCAUGUACAUUCCUCUAGAGACAGUCUUGAAGGUGUUAGAUCCUGGUAUCAACUUGAGUAUUGAGAUCAUUUUUCCCUCGCUUUUUGAAUUGGACAAUCUUCCAUUUGCUGGAAAUAUCCAGCUGAAUCUCAAUAAGUUCAUCGACAUCACGUUGGUCGAAAUCUUCGAACAUGUGAGAUCUGUGAAGCAAGCCAAUGAUGGCUCUAGCAGAUCUCUCAUAUUUCUUUCCUCGAAUUCAAUUGUGUGCAAAAUUUUGAAUUGGAAACAGCCAAAUUACCCUGUUUUCCUAAUCAUGAACGGCAUUGUUUACAAUAAUUCAAAAAACGUCUUCGAGGCAAGAACUGCAAAUGGUUUGCUCAUGGAUGAAAUCAAGAACGAGCCAUCGGUAAAGGAAGUUGUUAACAGCCCAACUUCUAAUACCCUGCAGAGCAAAUUGAAAUAUCAAUUGCUUGCCAACGAUCAAGAGCUCACCGUGAGGUCGAUAAAGGAAGCAACGGGAUUUAUAAUGAACAACAAUCUCAUGGGUGUCAUCACCUCUAUUCAUUUAUUAAAUCUAGUUCCCAAGCUUAUUCCGUUGAUUCGAUCUAGAGGAUUGGUACUCGUUGCGUCCAAUGACCUAUUUGAUUCGGAGGACAGCGAUUUCCUGUCACACAAAGACCUAGACACAUACACAAGAACUGACAUUAACGGUUUGCGAUUUGAUGAUGUUCUCAGUUUUAAAAAUGGUUCGUGA
Metschnikowia bicuspidata var. bicuspidata NRRL YB-4993 is the source of this 3693-nucleotide messenger RNA. It is a transcript of the gene PHO81, whose product is annotated as Pho81p. Lineage: Eukaryota; Fungi; Ascomycota; Pichiomycetes; Serinales; Metschnikowiaceae. The transcript has a single exon. The record is from RefSeq and is a predicted model, not a curated record. Gene Ontology annotation, molecular function: phosphoric diester hydrolase activity; protein binding. Gene Ontology annotation, biological process: lipid metabolic process. Bases 1 to 3693 code for a protein of 1230 amino acids.